Mustela erminea (ermine) is the source of this 4041-nucleotide messenger RNA. RefSeq names its product CCR4-NOT transcription complex subunit 6 like (gene CNOT6L). The transcript has 12 exons. The coding region runs from base 263 to 1915 and encodes 550 amino acids. Gene Ontology annotation, cellular component: cytoplasm; nucleus; CCR4-NOT complex. Lineage: Eukaryota; Metazoa; Chordata; Mammalia; Carnivora; Mustelidae. Gene Ontology annotation, molecular function: protein binding; poly(A)-specific ribonuclease activity. Gene Ontology annotation, biological process: nuclear-transcribed mRNA poly(A) tail shortening. The record is from RefSeq and is a predicted model, not a curated record.
GGGAGCGAGGCCCGCCCGUGGGUGUUUGUGUUUGCGUCUGCGGCCGCGGCUCGGAGGGGAAGCAUCUGUGGGGGCCGCGCGCGCGCGCGUGAGUGUGUGUGUGUGAGUGUGGGAGUGUGAGUGUGUCCCGGCCGCGGGGAAAUGGCUGCUGCUGCCGCUGCCGGGCCAGACGGAGAGAAUGAGGUAGAGUGUUUUUGUGCGUCCAGUAGACCGGGAGUGCCGGGAAGGGCCGCGCGUCCCCGGGGACGUGAGACUAAUAGGGAUGCCAAAGGAAAAAUAUGAUCCUCCAGAUCCUCGAAGAAUUUAUACCAUCAUGUCAGCAGAGGAGGUAGCCAAUGGGAAAAAAUCUCACUGGGCAGAAUUAGAAAUCUCGGGUAGAGUGCGGAGCUUAAGUACAUCACUUUGGUCAUUGACACACCUGACAGCACUGCACCUAAAUGACAAUUACCUUAGUCGCAUUCCACCUGAUAUUGCCAAGCUUCAUAAUCUGGUUUACCUGGAUCUGUCAUCCAAUAAACUCAGAAGUUUACCAGCAGAACUAGGAAACAUGGUGUCUCUCAGGGAAUUGCUUUUAAAUAACAAUCUGUUACGGGUUUUGCCUUAUGAACUUGGUCGGCUCUUCCAGCUACAAACUCUAGGUUUGAAAGGCAAUCCUUUAUCACAGGAUAUUCUCAAUUUAUACCAGGACCCAGAUGGAACCCGAAAGCUACUGAACUUCAUGCUUGACAAUCUUGCAGUUCAUCCAGAGCAGCUUCCUCCGAGGCCAUGGAUUACAUUAAAAGAACGAGACCAAAUUCUGCCAUCAGCAUCAUUCACGGUUAUGUGUUACAAUGUGUUAUGUGAUAAAUACGCCACCCGGCAGCUAUACGGCUAUUGCCCAUCCUGGGCAUUAAACUGGGAAUACAGGAAAAAGGGAAUUAUGGAAGAAAUUGUUAACUGUGAUGCAGAUAUCAUUAGUCUUCAGGAAGUGGAAACAGAGCAAUACUUCACUCUCUUUCUGCCAGCAUUGAAGGAGCGUGGAUAUGAUGGAUUUUUUUCUCCAAAGUCACGUGCCAAAAUCAUGUCUGAGCAGGAGAGAAAGCAUGUGGACGGUUGUGCAAUAUUCUUCAAAACAGAAAAAUUUACCUUGGUGCAAAAGCAUACAGUGGAAUUUAACCAGGUGGCAAUGGCUAAUUCAGAUGGAUCCGAAGCUAUGCUGAACAGAGUGAUGACAAAAGAUAAUAUUGGUGUCGCUGUGGUAUUAGAGGUCCACAAAGAACUAUUUGGAACAGGUAUGAAGCCUAUUCAUGCUGCAGACAAACAGCUGCUUAUAGUGGCGAAUGCCCACAUGCAUUGGGACCCAGAGUAUUCUGAUGUGAAACUCAUCCAGACCAUGAUGUUUGUCUCAGAGGUUAAAAACAUUCUGGAGAAAGCCUCUAGUAGGCCUGGCAGCCCAACCGCAGAUCCUAAUUCCAUCCCGCUGGUGCUAUGUGCAGAUCUUAACUCAUUGCCAGAUUCAGGUGUCGUGGAAUAUUUGAGCAAUGGAGGAGUAGCUGACAACCAUAAAGACUUCAAGGAGCUAAGGUACAAUGAGUGUCUUAUGAACUUCAGCUGCAAUGGCAAGAAUGGGAGCUCAGAAGGGAGAAUCACACACGGCUUCCAGCUGAAGAGCGCCUAUGAAAAUAACUUGAUGCCUUACACCAAUUACACCUUUGAUUUCAAAGGCGUGAUUGACUACAUUUUCUAUUCCAAGACUCAUAUGAACGUGCUUGGUGUCCUGGGGCCUUUAGAUCCUCAAUGGCUGGUUGAGAACAACAUCACUGGGUGUCCGCACCCUCACAUCCCUUCAGACCACUUCUCACUGUUAACACAACUUGAACUCCACCCUCCACUUCUGCCUCUUGUCAAUGGUGUUCACUUGCCUAAUCGGAGGUAGUGGAGUACUGCCCCGCAACGACGGGGGAGCUGUUGCUAUGGACCUGUACAGUUGUAAAUCAAAGUAUGUAGGAGUGAAGUAUGGCCAUCCUUAAGCUGCUUCUUCAGGUUCCUUUCAUUAUGUGUUUGCUCUAAGAUUUUGUACAUUUUUGUGCAUAUUGGUAUCAUUUGGCACUAGGGCUGGAACCAAAGUAUUACUCUUUCCAAAUUUUUAAUUUAACAUGUUUUUAAAUUCGACCUUCUUCAUAUUAUAUUAGGAGUCAACAUUCAUAAUUAAUAAAUCACCAAUUUAAGGCCCAACAAGAGUGUAUUUGUUUUUCCAAAACAAAUACUUUCUUUUGAAUGGUUUCAAAUGAGCCAACCAUUUUUGUAAAAGGCAAUUUUUAAAAACUAUAAAUAUGACAUUUUAAACUGAAUGAUGGCAUGCCUUACAGGAAAAGUUUCUUGGAUUUCUGUUUUCCAUUAUAACAAACUGAUUUUUGGCUCCCCAAGUCUUUUGCACAUUAACAAAGCACUUAAAUUUGCUAGAUCUGUACAUAAACUAUGAUACAGCCUUUAACCAUAAUAUGAAAAAUAGAGAAAUUAAAGAUGGUUGCACAAUAUGCUUUCAAAAUCAGGCAUUCAACAGCACAUGACAGUUUGUUGGGCAAGCGCUGGUUAUUUUUUUUUUUUUUUUGAGGAGUCACUGUAUUUAGUUCCUCUAUUAGUUAUAACCUCAUUAGAAGUAUUAAUUUUAAGUCUUUCUGUCCAGUUUAUUUAUUGGGAAAUAGUGGGUAAUUUCUACUGCCACACAUCUUGAAAAUAGGAUAUGUUAUAUUUUAGGAUGCCCACAAAAUUAGUGUCCAGUAUUUUUCAUUAUUCUCAUCUACCUUUUUUCUGUCUGGUUGUGCUAGAGAAACAGAUAUUAUAUGAUCUGUAUAAUAAUUUUUGCUGUUAUAGUCAAAUGUUUAAAAAAAUAAACAAACUACUGAAUAAAAACCCCCUAAUCCAAGUUUUAAAAGGGAAAAGCGAUACAAAUAUCUCAUGUGUUUCCUGAAGUAGGACAAGUGGCUACUAGUUUUGGCUUUUUGAGGUAACAUUGGAAAGGAUUUGGUUGGGGGCGGCGUAGAAAGAACAGGGAGUAGCUGAAAACCUCGGAUCAUUUUUCCUGACUCUAGUUGCCAAAUGGCCAUUAUAUGCUUUUAAUCUUUGUUUCUGUUGUCUGUCAGGGUUGAAUUAAGAAGCUACUGGUUUAUUCCCAACUGUCAAUGCUCUUUAGAAGUGUUGGAAUCCUUUUUUUGCCCAGGAGGGGCCAGUUAAAAAUCUGUGACUCAAGAGGCAGUGAACGUAAUACUGUUUUCUGGGGGAAAAAUUGGUUGGCUACUUGAUGUUAAUUAUGGCACAGUUAACAGGAAAAGGUUGUGUCUGUGUUUUUAAGUUUUUCUUUAUUCUGCUUUUUUGCUGCUAUAAGAGUUUUCUGAAAUUUAUAUUUUAAACUUUUCAUGCACUUUACUGUUUCUAGUCUCAAAAUGUGAUAUUUUUAAUAAACAAGAAAUUUUCCAUUAUGUGAAUGAAAUUUUAAAAGAAAAUAGCCUAUAUUUGUGUCUCACUAAUAUAUAAAGUACAGGUCAAAUUUAAAUUAUUUAAUUAGUUUUAAAUAUAUACAAUUUGCCUCCUCUUUCAAACCUAACACCGUAGGCUGUUUUAUUAGUCUUAAAUGAUGCAUUUCCUUUGGUCCUUUUAUACUAAUUUCUUCCAUAGUAAAUUAAUCAGGCUGUAUAAGAUAAUAUUUCCCGAGAAGGAUAAUUUUAGUGGGACGAGGGUGGUGGGAUGAUGUAAUGUCAUAUACGGGCUUGCAUCAGAAGGGUUCUGUAAAGCCUAAACUCCCUUUUAAAAGUGCCUAGUGAUAGAGGCGUUGUUUGUCAUCUAUUAUAAUUGGAAUGUCAUUGUAGUUGAGUGAAGUUUGAUGUAAAUAAAAUAUUCUUUUAAAAAUGGUAAAGUACCAGAAUAAACAAACAAAUAACCAAGAAACAACCAUUAAGGUGACAGAUUUUCCUCAGUGUGCAGGUAUCCCUUCUUAUAUACCUCAAACAUUCAACAUCUAGCCAUGCAAAUUGAUUACCUGAACCAUAGUACUGGAAAGUAGAA